Molecule: messenger RNA, 1502 nt
Organism: Triticum urartu
Lineage: Eukaryota; Viridiplantae; Streptophyta; Magnoliopsida; Poales; Poaceae
Product: myb family transcription factor PHL11-like
Molecular function (GO): DNA-binding transcription factor activity; DNA binding
Source: RefSeq, a predicted model, not a curated record
ACCGCACCUCCUCCCCGCGUCUCUAUCUCCGCCCACGCCCGGCCAUAUAGCUAGCUAGCGAGCUAGCAGCACACAUUCCCAUCACGAAUCCUCCUCGGGCUUGGCCGAAUUCCCACGCCAACUUCACACGGCACCAGAUUCGCGCUCGCGCUCUAGGCUCUAGCUGCGCUGCAGCACGCACACACAGGCAGCCGCCCUUGCUACGUCGGGAGAUACAUCACCAGUUGAUCGGCCACGAGAGAAAGCUAGCUAGCUAGCUUGCUUGCUUGCUAACUAGGAGGCGAAGGGCGGCAGCUGGCCGGAGGCGCGAUCGAGGUGGACGGACGGAGGCGAGAGCUCGCCGGAGAUCAUCAUGUUCGAGGGGAUGGAGCGGGCGGGGUACGGCGUGGGCGCCGGGGUGGUGCUGUCGCGGGACCCCAAGCCCCGGCUGCGCUGGACGCCCGACCUGCACGAGCGCUUCGUGGAGGCCGUCACCAAGCUCGGCGGGCCCGACAAGGCGACGCCCAAGUCGGUGCUGAGACUGAUGGGCAUGAAAGGGCUCACCUUGUACCACCUCAAGAGUCAUCUUCAGAAAUACAGGAUGGGAAAGCAGAGCAAGAAAGACACAGGCUUCGAAACCAACAGAGGAGCCUUCGCCGCACAGGGCAUCAGUUUCUCCUCUGCGAUGCCUCCCAACGUUCCGUCCGCCGGGAAUAACACUACGGGAGAAACGCCACUCGCGGACGCAUUGAGAUAUCAAAUCGAAGUCCAAAGGAAGUUGCACGAACAGCUUGAGGUUCAGAAGAAGCUGCAAAUGCGCAUCGAGGCGCAAGGGAAGUACCUGCAGACGAUCCUGGAGAAGGCCCAGAAGAACCUCUCGUACGAAGCAGGCGGAGACGCAACCCUAGAGACAACCAGGUCGCAGCUCACCGACUUCAACCUAGCUCUCUCGGGGUUCAUGGACGACGCGACGCAGGCGUGCCAGCAGAACGGCGGGGAGCUGGCCAAGGCCUUGUCCGACGACGGCCUCAGAGCCGGCAACCUGGGCUUCCAGCUCUACCACGGCGGCGAGGACGUGAAAUGCGCCACGGACGAGGACCUGCUCCUGCUGGACCUGAACAUCAAAGGUGGGUACGAUCACCGGCUGUCCGCCCACGGCAUGCGGCGCGGCGCGGUGGACCUGGCGGUCGGCCAGCACCGGAGGUAAAAUGUGUUUCAGUAGAAGGGCGAGCGUAGUUCUUAAGUCGAGCAGUUGAGUUCCCCACGAGAGAUUCUUUUGGCGGUCCCGAACGGAGAUCAUCUUGUUUACGGUCUGGUUACACUUCAUACGUACGUACCCAUGCUGAUGUAAAAUCUGUGGAAAUUGAGAUCCAGGCUUCGAAUAAGUGUAGCUAGACGAUGAUCGAGUGUGAGAUCUGAUUGCAUUGUGUAUGUACUACCUAAAAUUCUGAUCGACUACAACAUAGCAUCGUGGAGUGUUUUUGCUGCUGUUGAGGGAUGGCAUUAUGGAGUGUUGCAUGCAA